AAGGAGGAGCCGCGGCGGCCGCGCACGGGCCGGCGAGAUCCGUAACGGGAGGUAACGGAGGAAACCGCGGCGGGGGCGGAGCGGCGCUGAGGGGGGGCGGUUCGGGCCCCUCGGUAUUUCCGCCUGAGGGGAGGGACGGAGCCCGGGGGCAUUCCUGCUGAGGCGGGCUCCGCGCUGAAACGGGCUUUAAUCAACGAACUAAUCACCGGCCCCCGCAGCCCUCGGUGCUGCUCGGUCCGGCUUUAACUCUUCCAGAUCCUGCGCGACUCCCGCCGGGGCUGCCAGCCAUGCGCACGGCGGGAUGAAGCUGCAGGCGGUGGUGGAGCAGCUGCAGAAGCAGCAGCAGCAGCAGCAGCAGCAGCAGCAGCCGGCCGUGGCCAUGGAUCGCCGCCGCGAGCCGCAGGUGCCGUUCCCGACGCCGCCGUUCCCUGCCCAGCCCCGCGCCGGCCCGGCCGGGCGCUCCCCGGGGGUGUCACCCGCCGUCCCUGCCGCCAGAGCCAGCCCCGCCGCGGCCACACGGCCCUCGGAGCAGAGCGGCAGGAACUCUGAGGACGAGGAGGACGAGGAGGAGGAGGAGGAGGAGGAUGAAGAGGAGGACGAGGAAGACGGCGCCGAGCCGGAGGACGGCGCCGAGGCGCCCGGCCGGGAAAGCUGCUCUGCCCUCGAGUAUUUCCGCGCUCCCAAAGCCGCCCAUCCCAACCAAAGAGUGGCCUGUGCCUCCAGCCCCUUGCCGGCCCCGCGGGGCGCCCAGCAGGGCAAGGAGGAGCAGGGCAAGGACUCUGCCAAGCAUUCCGGGGCCCCGGCGGGGCGCCCCGGCUGGCGCCUGGACGAGCAGCUCAAACAGAACGGCAGCGUGACCUGGAGCGACGAAGGCGACGGAUGCCGGGGAAGGGAAAUCUCCCGAGACUUUGCCAAGCUGUACGAACUGGACAGCGAUCCCGAGCGGAAGGAGUUCCUGGAUGACCUCUUCAUCUUCAUGCAGAAGAGGGGAACCCCCAUCAACCGGAUCCCCAUCAUGGCCAAGCAGAUCCUGGAUCUCUACAUGCUCUACAAGCUGGUGACCGAGAAGGGCGGGCUGGUGGAGAUCAUCAACAAGAAGAUCUGGAGGGAGAUCACCAAAGGCCUUAACCUGCCCACCUCCAUCACCAGCGCCGCCUUCACCCUGCGCACGCAGUACAUGAAGUACCUCUACGCCUACGAGUGCGAGAAGAAGUCUCUGAGCUCCCCGGCCGAGCUGCAGGCCGCCAUCGACGGCAACCGGCGCGAGGGCCGGCGGCCCAGCUACAGCUCCUCGCUGUUCAGCUACUCGCCCUCGCCGCCCGCGCCUCCCUCCCUGCUGUCCCCCCCCAAAAUCCGCUUCCCCAUCAUCGGCGUGGCGCCGGGCAGCGGGACCGGCAACCCGCGGGUGUCGCCGGCCGUCAGGAAAGGCGACGGCGUGCCCCUGACCGUGUCCAUGCCCAGCCGCAUCGCCGUGCCCGUGACGCUGGGCGGCCAGCAGGCCGCCGUGGCGGCCAGGACGGCCACGCUGGAGCAGCUGAGGGAGAGGCUGGAGGCGGGAGAGCCCCCGGAGAAGAAGGCGACGCGGAUGACGGAGGAGGAGCAGCGGCUGGUGCAGCAGGCGCUGCAGCGCAACCUCUUCAGCAUGGCCCGGCAGAUCCCCAUGAAGAUCAAAAUCAACGGGAAAGACAAGGGCGACUCGGCGGCGGCGGCGCUGAACCUGUCCCCCAACGGCAUCGGCAGCAUCAACAUGUCCGUGGAGAUCAAUGGCACCACCUACGCUGGGGUGCUGUUUGCCCAGAAGCCCGUGGUGCAGCUCCUGGCCGGCUCGGGCACGCAGAGCUCGUGCAGCAGCAGCGGCAGCGGCAGCAGCAGCAGCAGCAGCAGCUCGCACUGCUCCCCCAGCCCUACCUCAUCGCGGGGCACGCCCGGCGCAGAGCCCUCCACCAGCUGGUCCCUGUGACGGGCACUGCCCCCAGGAGCACACAUACCUCAUCUCAAGGAACCUGCUCUCGUGGCCGGCCAGCAACAGGAGGAGGAGGAUGGUGGUGGUGGUGGUGGUGGUGAAACCGUUCCAUGCCAGCGAGUUUUCCUUCAUCGUCUCUUUGUCCGGCCUUUUUUUGCUUUGUUGCCUCCCGUUUCCUUCCUCCCUUUUGCUCUUUGUUUCCUCCUCCUCCUCCUCGCAGGGUUAGUGGUGUUCCCGUGGAGGGGGGCACACCUGGCGUUUCUCAAUCAGGGGUGGGCUCCGGGCGCGGCCGGGACGUCACCAGGGCAGGGCCAGGGCUGGGAAUCCUGAGGGGCCACGAGGGCUCAUCCCACCCACAGCUCCGUGUUUUGACAAUCCUGGGGGGCGCCUGGCCCUGUCCUCCCAUGGCAAUCUGCUUGUGUUCCUCCCUGCUGUGUCCUCACGGGAGCCUCCCGAGCCUCCCCCCUGCUCCUCUCCACGGUUUUGGCACCAUCAGCCGCUCGGUUCUGGCCGGUGCCACCUCACCCCUCGAGUCUUGAGCGCCCCAGAGUGUCCUGUGUCCCCCGAGGGGUGACACCCGCAGCCCAGGCGUCACCUGGGCUGGUCCAGGCUCCCUGGAGCGGCUCUGGAAGCUCUGCAGGGCUGCGCUGAGCACAGGGCUGCUGGUGGCAUCCAGCCGGGCACCCCUGUGGCUGGGCCGCUUAAACCUGGGGCUUUGGGGCUCUGAGCGAACCCCCUCCGACUGUACCCGAGCAGGGGAGAAGCAGGGCGCAGGGAAUCCAGCCCUUCCCUGCCCUGGAAGCAGAGCUGGAGUUCCCUGGCUCCGUGAGUCGGCUGCUCAGGUGGCCUGGUGCCGUCCCCGUGUCCCUGCGGCCUGUCCCCAUCGCCCUGCCCUGGUGACGUCCCUCCCGUCCCUCCCGCCCCGCUGACGUCCCUCCCGCGCUCCAGGCCCGAGUCAGGUUUUUUGAGCAGACGAAAUACCUCAGAUAUGUACUUGUUGGGUUGGUUUUGUUUGUGUUGGGUUGGUUGUUUUGUUUUGUUUUUUUUAACUUCUUCAGGAAGUAUUGGCAUAUCCUAUCGCUUUGGGGGUUUUCGUAGGUGGGUUUGCUGACUCUUGCGUUUGCUUUUAUUUGUGUUCGCUUUUAAACGGAUCACCAAAGACAGGGAGUUCAAACAAGGCUGAGCAGAGGAGCAGUGGCUUCCCCACCCUGCAGGAGCCGAGCUCCAGCAUCAUCCCAGGACACGUGCACGGCAGGACAGCGGGAGAACGGGGCAGGACUCAUCCUGGGUGCUCUGCCCUCGCUUUUCCCAGCUCCGGGCUCUCUCCUCGUGCUGGUUGGUUCACUGUGGCAGGGCCGUCCUGCCCCCCGCAUUCCUGAGCACUCUCUGGGAGCAGGGGCUGGGAAUGCACGUGUCCUGAGAGGAUGCUGCUCUCGGCUGUCCCGGAGCCGGGCUGACCCGCAGGCUCCAUGGCAAUUCAUCCUCGUGGACUCCCAGAGGGUUUUCCUGCCUCUGGGACUCAGUCCGAUGAUUUCCCCCCCUUUUUAUUUUCUUUUUUUUUUAUUAUUAUUUUAUUCGGGGGUGGGCUUGGGGCUGUUUCCUCUGAGCGGGGCCGGGGCACUUUCUGCUUUUCCCUCUGCUCCGCUCCGGGGUGGGGUUGCUUUGUCUCACUCGCUAACGUUGUGUUUUCUUGCACAGAAAGGCACUCGAAUCACUGAACUGCUUGGACACUACUAGAGUAUUAAUGUUUAUAAGCUUUACUCAACCUAGACUGGAACUAGCCAGGGACUAACAAGAUUGUUUUGUAUCCAAUUCAGGGAAAGAAUCAGGUCGGGAAGCGUAACAGAUACCUCAGUUAAAUAAGCUGCAACAAUAAACCGGUCCUUUUCCCAGCCCGGGGUGACAAAGGACCAUCCAGACUGUGAAGAGUUAACCCUUUCCCUCAGCCUGGCUUUGGCCCUGGCAGCCUGAGCUGCGGGUCUCCUGCUGAGCUGCCAGGCUUUGGGUUCGGGGUGCUGGAAACCAGCAGCAGCGCGGGGGAGGCCGAGCGGGGGCCGCCCCGGCCCCGUGUAGUACUCAGGGUUGGAUGCUGCCGGCAGGACGUUCCCGAGGGCACUGCUCCGCUUUGCAGCGUCGCUCCAUCCUCCCCCAGCUCCACGCACCAGCCAAAAAAACCCCCAGCCGGCCCCCGGCCUGCUCCCCCGGCGCUUCCAGGGGGGAAAAGCGACCCGAGCCUGCUCCCGGGGCUGCCGGGGGGAAGGCACGGAGGGUUGGGACGAGGGGAGGCUCCCGCGGCGAACGCGAGCGUUCCCCGGGGACUGCCAUCAGAUGUUCUCUCCAAACAGCUGCAGCAGCCUUGCUAACUAGUUUUCUUACCUAUUUAAAAAGAGGAAAAAAAAAAUAAUAAAAUAAGUAAAUAAAAACAAAUGUGAUAGCCUAGGCGGUGGAUAAAUACCUCAACGUCUCCUUCCAACAAGUGUCUGUAUAUGUUGUUGUUGGGUUUUUUCUA
This is a messenger RNA of Hirundo rustica (Barn swallow), 4472 nucleotides long. It is a transcript of the gene ARID3B, whose product is annotated as AT-rich interaction domain 3B. Gene Ontology annotation, biological process: regulation of transcription by RNA polymerase II. Lineage: Eukaryota; Metazoa; Chordata; Aves; Passeriformes; Hirundinidae. Gene Ontology annotation, molecular function: DNA binding. Gene Ontology annotation, cellular component: nucleus. The record is from RefSeq and is a predicted model, not a curated record. The transcript is spliced from 9 exons. The coding region runs from base 302 to 1960 and encodes 552 amino acids.